Spodoptera frugiperda (fall armyworm) is the source of this 3351-nucleotide messenger RNA. RefSeq names its product muscarinic acetylcholine receptor DM1 (gene mAChR-A). Gene Ontology annotation, molecular function: G protein-coupled serotonin receptor activity; G protein-coupled acetylcholine receptor activity. The record is from RefSeq and is a predicted model, not a curated record. Gene Ontology annotation, cellular component: plasma membrane; dendrite; synapse. NCBI's taxonomy places the organism in Eukaryota, Metazoa, Arthropoda, Insecta, Lepidoptera, Noctuidae. Gene Ontology annotation, biological process: chemical synaptic transmission; G protein-coupled receptor signaling pathway, coupled to cyclic nucleotide second messenger; adenylate cyclase-inhibiting G protein-coupled acetylcholine receptor signaling pathway. Bases 280 to 2085 code for a protein of 601 amino acids. The transcript has 5 exons.
CGUCGCCCGGGCCUUUCAGUGAAUGAACUGCGGCCGCGGGGAGUGCACGCCUGCCGCCCGCCGAUCACAUCGGACCCCUAAAAGCCUGAUAUGAGUGACGUUGAGUGGUGUGCGUAGUGUUAGUGUGAUGGUACGCGCGUGAGUGACGCUAUGGCCGCGCGCUCGCUGGAGCCCGGCCACCACCGACUAUGUGCGGCGUCCUAGGCGAGAGCGCGCUCGGUCGGCGCUCGAGGCGGGGCGCGGGUCUCCCCGCGGGCGGCGGUUCGCCCAGUUGACAGCAUGCUCAUCGCGUUCAAUGACUCGGCCAACCUCACUGACUUGGCGCUCGGCACCGACCUCCCCACCAGCCCCUACAGUCUCGCGCAGAAGAUCAUCAUCGCCAUCAUUGCCAGCGUCCUAUCGGUGCUCACCGUCGUCGGCAACUCCAUGGUGAUGAUCAGUUUCAAGAUCGACAAGCAGCUGCAGACUAUAAGCAACUACUUCCUGUUCUCCCUGGCUGUGGCGGACUUUGCCGUGGGUCUGAUAUCGAUGCCGCUGUACACCAUGUUCACCAUCUACGGUUAUUGGCCGCUGGGCCCGCACGUGUGCGACACGUGGCUGGCCCUGGACUACCUCGCGUCCAACGCGUCAGUGCUCAACUUGCUCAUCAUAAGUUUCGAUAGGUACUUCAGUGUGACGAGACCGUUGACGUAUAGGGCUAAAAGGACUACACGAAGAGCGACGAUGAUGAUAGGAGGUGCGUGGGGAUUCAGUUUGUUAUUGUGGCCGCCGUGGAUUUACGCGUGGCCGUACAUCGACGGCGAGCGGAAAGUGCCCCCUCAUGAGUGCUAUAUUCAGUUCAUAGAGACGAACCAGUUCAUUACGUUCGGGACAGCUAUAGCGGCGUUUUAUGUGCCAGUGACUGUCAUGUGUAUACUGUACUACAGAAUAUGGAGGGAAACCAAGAAACGGCAGAAGGAUCUGCCGAAUCUGCAAGGAGGGAAGAAACACGACUCGUCAAAGAGAUCAAAUUCUAGUGACGAGACGAGAGAAGUGGAUGGUCGUGCCAGAUCGGAGUCUGGUGAUGCAGACUCGGUGUACCACGUUAGAGGAGCACUACACGACCAGCGGUGGAGGGAUAACCAGGCGGCAAACGCUCGUCGCACGCUUCGAGGUUGGGCUGCAGUGAGGGCGUGGUGUGUGGCGUGGUGGCACUCCGGGCGUGAGGAUGUAGAGGACACGGAGCCUGAGGAGGAACCCUCAGACCCUGGGUACGCUACACCCGUGUCUGUUGAGACGCCGCUACAGAGUUCUGUGUCGAGGUGCACGUCACUGAACGUCAUCAGGGAUCCUUAUGCGUCUCGCGGCGGUGGUUCCAGUGGCUCCGGGGGAGAUGGAGGUACCUCUCCCCUCCGCCGAACUUACGAGCCACCCUCCAACAUGCCUGCAGCCCGUGACAGCCGCUCUUUGCCUCCUAACACCAGAAUCAACGCUACUACCUCACCAGCACCAAAAUCUGCGUCCGCAGACUCAGUGUAUACAAUCUUAAUCAGGCUACCAGACGCCGACACCGAAAGACCAACGAUUAAAAUGAUCACAGAAGAGUCCCCACCCUCUAACACGAGGCCACAUUUCCGACCAACCAGAGGGGACUCGGAGCUCAACCUCCAUCCCGCUGGUCAUCAGGCACUGACCAGGAGAACAUCUCACAUACAGGAUGUGAGAAUCCCUUUGAACGCCAAGAUCAUUCCGAAGCAGUUGGCAGGUAAGGGAUUAACGAAACAGCCGAAGCCAAAGAAGAAAACUCAAGAGAAGAAGCAAGAGACGAAAGCUGCGAAAACGUUGUCGGCCAUCUUACUAUCUUUUAUAAUCACUUGGACGCCUUACAACAUACUGGUGUUGCUGAAGCCUCUCACAGCGUGCACUAAGUGUAUCCCUGACGAGUUAUGGUCCUUCUUCUACGCUCUAUGUUACAUUAACUCUACAAUUAACCCUGUGUGUUACGCUCUCUGUAACGCCACCUUCAGAAGAACGUACGUGAGGAUUCUGACGUGCAAGUGGCACAAUAGGAAUAGGGAAGCAAUGACUAGGGGUGUGUACAAUUGAAUUGUGAUGAGCUUCAAAGUUUGAAUGAUUGGUCUUGUGACGGUGCCAAAAUGUAAAUUGCCCAAUUUUGGUAACCGUUUGGUUUUUGUUGUUGAUGUUAUGUAAAGCAAUGUUGGUAAUUGAGAGAAAAUCGACACUAUCAUGUUUUAAUAUUUAUAAAAAUAAAUGCAAAUGUUUAAAACGUUCUGAAGAUAGUAAACAAAGAUAAAAGCAAUGUGCCAAUUUUGUCAAAACUCUCCGUUACCAACAUUGGUACACUUUAACACAGAACCACCUAGUUUCCAAUAUUCUUCCUAAAUUGUGAACUAAAAUGGACUGUUAAUAAAACGUGGUAUCAUCCAUAUUUAGUGUGAGAAAGUAAUAUUUAUUUUGUUGUCCAUUGAAACGAUUAGUUGUGAAUUUUGAUUUCGAUUAGUGAGUUGACCGUCCCGUCCAUACAUAGUAUAUUAUUUGUAGACGUAGAUACAUUUGUUUUCGGUUUAGUUUCGUGGUUUAAGAAUAUUUUAUAUCGGACGGUAUUUGUGUGGUGAUAUGUGCUUCGUCAAGAGACCAAUUGAAUUUGUUUUACAAAAGUAUGUUACAUUUAAAAGAAAAAUCCAAAAUAUAUCGCUAUAUAUCUUAAUGUACCUGAUAGUUUCUUACAAAUCAGUCCAAAUAACAUUUAGUUUAUAUGAGACACAAGUAUUAGAGAAUCUGCUAAUGUCAUUUGUUGAACUGGUAACGAAGCUAUGCACCACACAAAAACUGUCCGAGUCUUCUCCUGUUAUAAGAAGAAGAUUGAUUUAAUUUUAAAACAAAAAUUAAGCGCAAAAAGUUAAAAAGUCAAGAGUAUAUUAAGAGUGAUUAGCGUUAUAGGGAAAGAGCUGAGUAUAACUGCGUUAAACAUUGGUAGUUGUCAGAAUCUAGUCAAAAGGACCGAUACGGGGAUACGAGGACCAUAGAGUUCAAAUUUUAGUUUAAACUAUAAAGAAUUCAUUGUUUAUUCUUAAUGGAUUUUUAUAACGUAUGUGGUUGAUUUGAUUUACUGCCAAAUGUUGAUGAAGAAGAGAGAAUCACUACUUACUACAAAUAAAAAUAAAAAAAACAAAAAGCUGUCGACCUUUAAAUUAUGUGGCAGGACACAUCUAUCAAAAGGUAGAUCUUUAAUAAUUAUUAUUGUUUUUUUCUUAUGCCAUUGAACUAUUAAGUAAAUUCUAACACUCAUUUAAACGAGGACCCAAUAAAAUUGAGGUAAUUCAACAAACUUGCAGAAUCAGCGAAGUAAAA